CUUUCUGGUAGCAGGCAGCCAUCUUGUCUGGAGCCUGACAGAGGAAGAAGCGAGACCGAAGAAACGGGUGACAGUGGUCUCCAGGCCGCCCCGGGGGGCCUCAAGAGCCGGAGGCAGCCCCGGAGGUGGUCCUCGAUCCUGGGCUAUUCUCUUGGACCCGAGAAGGGAAGGCGGAGGGCGGCGGGGGGUCAGAAGAGCGGGGACUGUCAAACAAAAAUUGCUGGGUGGGGGAAGGGGGCGUUGCUAUGGCGACCCGGAGGGGCGGGGUCAGGUCUGAAUCGGGGCUGUGAGCCACCUCGGGCUCUGUCUAGGCAGGGUAGUUCAGGGGUGAUGACCAUGGUAACAGUCGGGUGGGAUUUCGUGACAUGCCAGCUUCACGGGACUCCGUUUCUAUGGCAACUGUCAUUUGGCGGAACGGGCAGAACUAGAGCUCUUCGCCUGGGACGCUGACAUUCCAGGCAUUUCUCCUGCAGGCUUCCGCGGGCUGACACGCCAGAGGAGGAGACCGGGGAAUGGCCGCGGUGUGGCAGCAAGUAUUAGCAGUGGAUGCGAGGUACAACGCAUACCGCACACCAACGUUCCCACAGUUUCGGACCCAGUAUAUCCGCCGGCGCAGCCAGCUGCUCCGGGAGAAUGCCAAAGCUGGGCAUCCCCCAGCCCUGCGUAGGCAGUACCUGAGGCUGAGGGGACAGCUGUUAGGCCAGCGCUACGGACCCCUCUCUGAGCCAGGCAGUGCCCGUGCUUACAGCAACAGCAUCAUCCGCAGCAGCCGCACUACCCUUGACCGCAUGGAGGACUUUGAGGAUGACCCCCGGGCCCUGGGAGCCCGCGGGCACCGCCGCUCCGUCAGUCGUGGCUCCUACCAGUUACAGGCACAGAUGAACCGUGCUACCUAUGAGGACAGGCCCCCUGGCAGUGUGGUACCCACAUCAGCAGCAGAAGCCAGUCGGGCCAUGGCUGGGGACACGUCACUGAGUGAGAACUACGCCUUUGCUGGCAUGUACCAUGUUUUUGACCAGCACGUGGAUGAGGCAGUCCCAAGGGUGCGCUUCGCCAACGACGACCGACACCGACUGGCCUGCUGCUCACUGGACGGCAGCAUCUCCCUGUGCCAGCUGGUACCCGCCCCACCCACCGUGCUCCGUGUGCUGCGGGGCCAUACCCGCGGGGUCUCCGACUUUGCCUGGUCCCUCUCCAAUGACAUCCUUGUGUCCACCUCACUCGAUGCCACCAUGCGCAUCUGGGCCUCUGAGGAUGGUCGCUGCAUCCGGGAAAUCCCUGACCCCGAUGGCGCUGAACUGCUCUGCUGCACCUUCCAGCCCGUCAACAACAACCUCACUGUGGUGGGGAAUGCCAAGCACAAUGUGCAUGUUGUGAACAUCUCCACGGGCAAGAAAGUGAAGGGUGGCUCCAGCAAGCUGACAGGCCGCGUCCUCGCUCUGUCCUUUGAUGCCCCUGGCCGGCUGCUCUGGGCGGGUGAUGACCGUGGCAGCGUCUUCUCUUUCCUCUUCGACAUGGCCACAGGGAAGCUGACCAAGGCCAAGCGACUGGUGGUGCAUGAGGGCAGCCCCGUGACCAGCAUCUCCGCCCGCUCCUGGGUCAGCCGUGAGGCCCGUGACCCCUCGUUGCUCAUCAACACUUGCCUCAACAAGCUGCUGCUCUACAGGGUGGUGGACAACGAGGGGACCCUACAGCUGAAGAGGAGCUUCCCCAUUGAGCAGAGUUCCCACCCUGUGCGCAGUAUCUUCUGCCCACUCAUGUCCUUUCGUCAGGGAGCCUGUGUGGUGACGGGCAGUGAGGACAUGUGCGUGCACUUCUUUGACGUGGAACGGGCGGCCAAGGCUGCCGUCAACAAGCUUCAGGGCCACAGCGCGCCCGUGCUUGACGUCAGCUUCAACUGCGACGAGAGCCUGCUGGCCUCCAGUGAUGCCAGGGGCAUGGUCAUCGUCUGGAGGCGGGAGCAGAAGUAGGGUUGUGCUCGGCCCUGCUCCUGUCCCCGCCACCAGCUUUGUGUUGUGAAUAAAGUGUCUGUGGUGGUGGUGAGGACCAGCUCCCGGGUGUCCCGGGAGGCAGCACUGCAGAGCCCACAGCUCCAGGA
Molecule: messenger RNA, 2098 nt
Organism: Ochotona curzoniae (black-lipped pika)
Lineage: Eukaryota; Metazoa; Chordata; Mammalia; Lagomorpha; Ochotonidae
Product: WD repeat-containing protein 13
Exons: 9
Coding region: 513-1970 (485 amino acids)
Cellular component (GO): nucleus
Molecular function (GO): protein binding; promoter-specific chromatin binding
Source: RefSeq, a predicted model, not a curated record